Molecule: messenger RNA, 3821 nt
Organism: Xenopus laevis (African clawed frog)
Lineage: Eukaryota; Metazoa; Chordata; Amphibia; Anura; Pipidae
Gene: cnppd1.L
Product: cyclin Pas1/PHO80 domain containing 1 L homeolog
Cellular component (GO): cyclin-dependent protein kinase holoenzyme complex; nucleus
Molecular function (GO): cyclin-dependent protein serine/threonine kinase regulator activity; protein kinase binding
Source: RefSeq, marked provisional
GCGGGUUGUGAGGGGAGGGCGAGCAAGGGGCAGAGGCCGCUGGAAAAGAAGCGGAAAGUGAGGGAUUCCGUGAAGUAGGCCGGUUACACUGUCCGAAAAGCGGGCCGGCAUGGAGCGCAGGGUGUUCGGCUCGUUCUCUGGUCACCUAUCACGGGAAGAGAGCAGCCGCCCACGGGCCGGAGUCGGACGUGACUUCCAGGACUUCCCUUUUUUGCCUGGACAUACCCAGCUGAGCGAGAGGGUCUGUAAGCGUUUAUACUAUGGCUGGGAGGAUGAUUGCUCCAUGGAGAACUUAUCUAGCCCAGUGACUGAUAUUGCAGUGGAAUUACUUCAGAAGGCUGCCCCAAGUCCCAUUCGCCGCUUGCAGAAAAAAUAUGCUGCACACGUGUCCAGGGAAGCCUGCAUUUCUCCUUGUUCCAUGAUGCUGGCCUUGAUUUAUAUUGAAAGGAUUCGCAAACGAAACCCUGAAUACCUGCAGCAAAUCUCCUCAUCUGAUCUAUUUCUCAUAUCCAUGAUGGUUGCCAGCAAGUACCUGUACGAUGAAGGUGAGGAAGAAGAGGUGUUUAAUGACGAGUGGGGAGCAGCUGGAAGACUAGAUGUGCAGUUCGUCAACUCCUUGGAGAUGAACUUCCUUCAGGCUAUUGACUGGAGUCUGUAUACACACCCCAGGGAAUUUUUUGAAGUGCUCAAAUGGCUGGAAGGAAGGGUGGCAGAGAAACAGGGUAUGAAGAGGGGCUGGUUUACUUACACAGACUUUUGUGUUCUGCUCGAGCAAGGAUUGUGGCAGAAAGUGUUUGGUGAUUUCUGCCAGCAAGUAACAAAGCUUGCUUGUAUCUUGGGCCUAAUGUACCUUACUGGUGUUGCUACCUUGUUUGCUUCCAUCGCUGUGUUCCACAAGGCCACAUGGGAAAUCAACGGUACAGAACUAUCUAUUUCCGAUCAAAGUUCAGGUGAACAAACCCAGCUUCCACUGCUCAUUCCAGUUCCUGUAUCAUCCGAAGAAAUAAUCCUACCUACUGAGUUAGUUUCAGCAUGGUCUGUGGAAGAGGAGUCACUGGAGAAGAGAUCUGGUGUAACAGCCACUGCCUUGUACCUGUGGGGUUCUGUUCUAACAGCACUCACUUAUAGCGAUACAGGAGGUGUUAAUAAUGAGGAAUCCCCACCCCCAGACCGGAUUUGUCCUUUCUGUUCUAAUCCUCGGGUAUCCACUUCCCAUCACACCAGUAACCAGCAAAAUCACACUCGCUGUCAUUCUAAUUAUCCAACUCUUGGUGCCUUACCUGGACUCUUUCAUUAUGGCUUUCCACGUGCAUUGUUCUGUCGGAGCUACCCAACCUCACACUCCAGGGAAAACCAGGAACCAUUCGUAUCACACAGUCCUUUUCCUGAGACUGAAUUGGCACAUCCCAAACAGAACCAGUACUCUUUCUGCGCCACUGAAUUCUCAAGGUUUAAAUCUUUCAUAGUCCCCGGCUAGCAAAAAGGGGGCUCACAAGGACAUCCAGACAGAAAUGACACACACACCCAGCCAAUUAUUUUCAAGUGAAAAAUAUCUUCUAUACAAACGGCAUUUCUUAUAUUCUUAUUAUUCAAUAUGGUGAUGCUUUUUAGGAGGUUGUAAAAAACACAUUUGCUGUAACCUUCACUUAACUGAAUCCAUUAGCAGGCAAGUAAUUUUUUUUUCUUUUAAGGGUACUUUUCCAUUAGCAGGGACUAUUGUGUAUCUUCUGUUAUGAUAUUUGUCGAAAAAACUGUUCCACCUGAUAUAUAACAUCACACAUAUAUAUCAUUUAUUGUUGAUCUGCUCCCAAUAAUACCAAUCCCACCCUUGCCCUUAUACACUGAGAAUCAGCACCAAAUCGACUGUAGUUUCGCACUUGCACCCAACCCUUAACAAAUCUGGAUAAUGAAGUACCCCAAAAUACACACAGAAUAGUAUGUUUGGCACUUACACUGAGUGGUAAAUUCACAGGCAGACAGACUAAGGAAUGUUGUGGUCCCAUUUCUAGAGGGGAUUUAGGGAGUUUUUUUUAUGUAAAGAUACUGCAGGAAAGAAUUCUAUAUUUUCUUAUACACAACGAAUAUAAAAUGAAUACUGCAGCCUUACUUGCAGCACAAAGAAAAUAAUUUGUAAACCAGUUAGAUGUUUUUUUUCUGACUUUAGUUGAUGUUUUAGGGUAAUGGCCCUUAAUGUUGGUGGCAGUUUCUUGGCACUGAUUGCUCCUUGGUAUGUUGUUUUUAUGGGAACCAGCACAAAUUGAUGACGCAAUGUGAUUAACACAUUGCAGCCACGUCUUUUAUCCUUAAAGGAGGCAUUGUUUUUAAAAAGUGAAAUUAGGGAUGUGUUGAAUACAUAAUUUUUAGGUUUGGUGCAUUUUUUUGGUCUAAUACUAAAUAUUAGGUAAAUAUUUUUUUUUUUUACAUCUAAAAUUACUCGAAAUGGUGUCCUGAACAACACACUUUUCUCCUUGCUUUUUAUUCUCAUUUAGUUCCUAAAUCACAAGCUGAAAAUUGAUUGCAGCUAUUUCCUUGUCCCUGUGAAUGUGAAGAUGGUGGAAGAGCUGCCUGCUGCUCAUGCCUGGGUGAUUUCCUCUGGAGCAGAUGCAGCGAGCACAUCAGUAGACACCUCUUUGACCGUCUUUACAGUCAGAACGAUGAGAUUUAUGCUCGACUAGAAAAUAGCUAGUUUUCAGCUUCUGAUUUAGAAACAAAAUAAGACUGAAUGCAGGGUGAAAGUUAGGUUAUUCUGGGGGCUCAUUUUAAAAUAAAAACGUUUAUCUGUUAAGUUCAAAAGUAAACAAAAAAGGAUUUAUAGGCCAGUAGUUACUAUAUCAAUACUUUCUAAAACUUUGUCCCGUCUGAAAAAGCUCCCAUACAUGUUCUGGUUUCGUCUAGCCACUGCCUGGACAUGUAUGGCCUUCAGAGCACCUUCUAUAAGUAUUUUCUGGUCUACUGUAAUGGUGCAUGCUGUCUAUUUGUAUGUAUUCUGCAAGAACCAGCUCUUUUCCUGUCCGGGGGGCUCUUGAUUACUUCUCUCACCUUAAACCGGUAGACAUAUAAGCAGUACAUAUUCUCACUCUUUUAUUAUCUACUUGGUAGUCCUGUCAUGAAGAUCUAUAGCUUCGAUUUCCUUCACUAACUAAAGCUGGCCAUGUCUGGUCGACUAUUAUCACUGGCUCUAAAAUAUGCAAGAUGUGUGGUAAGUUUGAAAAUCCAAAUGGAUAUGGACUGUGUUGCCCAGUUGAUGCAGUUCUCUCCCAACAGGUCUCCGUAGGCAUUUCUUAGGUUUUGAUUAUUUAGCCCCUCAUCACAGGUCUCCAUGGUAAGCUGCUGGACUGGCACUGAAAUCCUGUCCGUUACAUUUUGUCCUGUGCAUAAUAAAUCUUGGGCACGGCCCCAUCUAUUACAAGACUGCGUGUGUGGAUCUGUUUACAGGGAUGCCCUUAUUAUUCUAGUACAUUUAUUCAUUUGCAGUGUCAUGUAAUUAUCUUUAGGAUUGUGUGAUAUGUACAGGUAUGACUAUAAAAUACCUGUUUGCUCUUAGAAACCUUGUAUAAGCAACCUUUGGCACUUCAGGGCUUGCAGUUGUACAAGAGCUGGAGUGUUGAGGUGCAGACUUAUGUUACAGCACUUUAACUAAAAGUACACUUAGUUUAACCCUUUGGGUUUAGAGAUGCAAAAGUGCAGAGACCCUUUAUUCCCAAAGGGGUAAAUAACCACUUGUUUUAUGCUUCAUGUUUGUAAUAGCAGAGUUGUUACUAUUUUGUAGGAAACCAAUAAACUUCCUGUGCUGCAAUAAAAUGAGUAUUUGUUGACUGCAA